Aegilops tauschii subsp. strangulata is the source of this 1666-nucleotide messenger RNA. Its product is annotated as bZIP transcription factor 46. Gene Ontology annotation, cellular component: nucleus. Lineage: Eukaryota; Viridiplantae; Streptophyta; Magnoliopsida; Poales; Poaceae. Gene Ontology annotation, molecular function: DNA-binding transcription factor activity. Gene Ontology annotation, biological process: positive regulation of DNA-templated transcription. The record is from RefSeq and is a predicted model, not a curated record.
CCGAUGCUCCCCUCCCCCCCCCCGCUCCGCCUAUUCUAAACCAAAAAUCUCGCCUUUCUGUAAACUAGAUAGAUUUCCCCUUGCUAAUUCGGGUAUUAUACCGCCGGCUAAUCACACUCUCCCGCCUGUCGCCCGCCCCCUUGUUUAUAAGCCCAGCCCCCCCUCCCUUGCCUUCUUUGUCGGUCGCCUUUGUGGGAUAGAGUCGCCGGAGGAAUUUUUCGCUGCUGGUGAGAGAGAUCUUGGGGGAAUUUGGUGUGGGGGGUGUGUGAGGAGGAGGAGGGAUGGAGAUGCCGGGAGGGAGCGGCGGGGCCGGCGCGCUGGCCAGGCAGGGGUCGAUCUACUCGCUCACCUUCGACGAGUUCCAGAGCGCGCUCGGCGGCGCCGGCAAGGACUUCGGGUCCAUGAACAUGGACGAGCUGCUCCGCAACAUCUGGACGGCCGAGGAGUCCAACGCCAUCGCGGCCACCCUGACGCCGGCCACCACGGCCGCCCCGGCGUCCAAUGUCGACGCCCUACCCCAGCCGCCGCCGCAGCCGCUGCAGCCGCAGCAGCAGGCCAUCCUGCGCCAGGGCUCCAUGACGCUGCCCCGCACGCUCAGCCAGAUGACGGUGGACGAGGUCUGGCGCGACAUCAUGGGCUUCUGCGACGAGGAGCCGCCGGCGGCCCCCGCGCCGGCGCCGGCGCAGGUGCAGGCUCAGGCGCAGGCGGAGGCCCAGGCGCAGCGGCAGCAGACCCUGGGGCGGAUGACGCUGGAGGAGUUCCUGGUGCGCGCCGGCGUGGUGCGGGAGGACAUGGGGGGCCAGACCGUCGUGGUGCCGGCGCGGGCGCAGGCUCUGUUCCCCCAGGGCAAUGUGGUCGCGCCGACCAUGCAGGUGGCGAACGCGGUGGUGCACGGAGUCGUCGGGCAGGGGCCUGGCGUGCCGAUGACGGUGGCGGCGCCGACCACGCCCGGCGUGCUGAACGGGUUCGGGAAGAUGGAGGGCGGGGAUCUCUCGUCGCUGUCGCCGGUGCCGUAUCCCUUCGACACCGUGACGAGGGCGAGGAAGGGGCCUACCGUCGAGAAGGUGGUCGAGAGGCGGCAGAGGCGCAUGAUCAAGAACCGGGAGUCCGCCGCCAGGUCCCGCCAGAGGAAGCAGGCUUAUAUAAUGGAGUUGGAAGCCGAGGUAGCAAAACUGAAGGAGAACAAUGAGGCAUUGCAGAAAAAACAGGUGGAAAUGCUACAGAAGCAAAAGGAUGAGGUUAUAGAGAGGAUCGAAAAGCAGCUUGGACCAAAGGCAAAGAGAUUUUGCUUGCGACGAACACUGACGGGUCCAUGGUAGCCCGAAGCUCAAUACAACCUUGACAGCAGCUGGGACGUCUGGCUUCCUUAGAUGAACAACCAGUGUACAUAUCAGCGGAAGCCGGAGUCUCCAGCUGCCCCCGUAGACCGCCGCUUUCCUGCUGCUCCUGCGGCGGUCGUUCGGUUUCUUUAGUUGGUUCCUGGGUGACAAUUUAAGUCCUAGGUCUCUAGCUUUGCUGCUUUCAAAAUGAACAAAAAGCAAAGUAUCUAAUCUGUUUAACUCCCUAUCUAUCUGCGUGUGGCGAGAUCGUCAUGCGUGCCGUUUAAUGUCGUCGCUGAACGCAGCUGUUCUGUAUGAUGUUGAGCUGCGAUGCCAGUUCUGUGAUA